Akanthomyces muscarius is the source of this 507-nucleotide messenger RNA. RefSeq lists its product as uncharacterized. The transcript is spliced from 3 exons. Lineage: Eukaryota; Fungi; Ascomycota; Sordariomycetes; Hypocreales; Cordycipitaceae. The record is from RefSeq and is a predicted model, not a curated record. The coding region runs from base 1 to 507 and encodes 168 amino acids.
AUGCAGUUGCCAGAAGACGGGUCACUCGGGCCGCUGGUCUCCUCCAUUUCAGAUUUCAGCUUGAGGUUUGAGGAGGUUGUCCUUCGUCUUCUUCCAUCUGGCUCAUUUCUAUUCUUCGUGUCUGCAACUGUCCUGUAUUACCGCCAGCGGCCCGCCCGUAUACGCUACAGCCGAUUACUGUGGAUUAAACUGAUUGUGGCUGUGAUGCUCAUGUUAUUGGAGCUUUCGAGUCUGGUACUGCGAUGCGUGUCUCCGGAACGUACCAGCACUACGUACGGAGCAGCGGCCAUCGAUUUCGCUGCGGCACUAGGAAUCGGCGCUGUUGUCUACGUCGAGCAUCGCCAUGCCAUUAGAACGUCCACUUUACUUGGCUUGUAUCUUGUCUUUGGUGUUCUCAUUGAUAUCGCCAAGAGUCGCUCCUAUCUCAAGCGCGACCUCACGGCUUCUGGCUGCGUCGCUGUUGCCACGGCCACUGCCAGACUUGUGCUUGUUGGCCUUGAGGAGUAA